Molecule: messenger RNA, 912 nt
Organism: Yamadazyma jaroonii
Lineage: Eukaryota; Fungi; Ascomycota; Pichiomycetes; Serinales; Debaryomycetaceae
Source: the annotation of a GenBank genome assembly
AUGUUACCUAACUUAUUACUUAUUGCUACUUUAUUAGUUGGAGCUGUUGCUCGUCCUAAUCCUCACCAUUCUGAUAAAGAUUUCGACUUAAAGCUUGUUACUUCCAACAUCAGAUACAAUGCUGGUGAAGGUAGUAGAUUUGAACAUGAAAGAUCAUGGGAUGAAAGAAAAGUCGGACAAAUCGCCGCUUUAGCUGGUCAAACUCAAGAUGGACCAACAGUUAUUGGUGUUCAAGAAGCUACCAAGGUUCAAGUUGAUGAUCUUAUUAAAGGAUUAUCAGCCAAAACUCACUGUCAAUGGAAAUAUUUUGGUGUAGGUAGAGAUGACGGUGUUGAAGCCGGUGAAUAUGCCGCUAUCUUAUAUCAAGAUAACGAAUGGGAAUUAGUCAACGGUACUUCAAGAUGGUUGAGUGAAACUCCACUUGUUCCAUCUAUUUCAUGGGGUGCCAAUAACAUUAGAAUUGCUUCCAUUUCUGAAUUGAAACAUAAACCUACCGGUAACCAUAUCAAUUAUAUCAAUACUCACUAUGAUCACAUCAGUGAUUUAGCUAGACAAAAAUCCAGUGAAUUAAUUGCUGAAUGGGCCAGUUUGAUUCCAAAUGAUUAUGAAACUUUCAUCACUGGAGAUUUCAAUUCUAUCUCCUCUGAUCUCAGUUACCAAACCUUGAUCGAAUCAUUUGAUGAUACUAGAGAGAUCGCCAUUAAGAAGUUAUCUUUACUUGAAACUAACACCGGAUUCGAAUCAACCGACACCGUUAAGACUCUUGAUUUCAUCUGGGCUCCUAAAGGUUCCAACACCCGUGAUUCAUCAGUUGUUGUUGAAGAAUAUAAUGUUCUUGACACCAUGACUGAAGAAGGUUUCAGAUACAGUGAUCAUAGACCUGUUAUUUCAACCUUCAAGAUCAAAUGUUAG